UUCGUAUACACAAGUUCCAUUUUCGAACCGUCUCGAAUUUCACAAAAUAUCUCAAACUAACUAUAAAUAAUUUCCUCUUUAAUCAACACUUCUAAAACAGAAAAAGCGCGUCCGUGAAGAUUGGACUUGGAGCUCCCAAAUUAGAACAUCAAUCGCCGCUUUAAUCACGUCGAGUUGAAAGUUCGUUGUUGUUCUGUCACAAUUCAAUUAUUAUUGUUAUACCGUUUCUUCCUUUUUACUCUUCACGUUUUUUUCUCUCUUUCGCUUUGGCUUGUCAAAUUGAUUGAGUGCGAUUGUUAUAUAAUAACUGUUUCUUUGGAUUCAGUUCUCUUGUUAGGUAACGUAGCUUUGGUUUUCUUUUUUAUUUAUUUAUUAUUAUUAGACCCUGUUUUCGGUUGUGCAGGUGAAGUCUUGAUUGAAUUUGAAGUUUGCUUAUUCUGAUGUGUUGUUGUUCUUUCUGAAUUCUGUUCAAUUUUGAAUUUUACCUGUUCGUUUUGUUUGUUUGAAUUCUGUGCAAUUUUGGAAUUUACAUCAGUUUGUUGUGUUUUGGAGGCGUUUGCUUUUAUGUUGAUUUGAAAAUUGAUGUAGGUGUUCGCUUUAGAAAAUAAGUACUAAGAUUAAGAAAUUGAUUUUGUUGAGAAAGCUUAAGGAAAAACUAUGCCAAUUAGUAGCUUUCUGAAAUGUUUGAAAAUUAGGAAUGCUGGUUCAACUGGUUUAACCCCAGUUGAAUCAUAUCAAACUCAAAGUUUUGAAUUGCGCAAUUAAUAUUGCGAUUGAUGUAUUCAUAAUCAUGAUUAGGAGACGGUCACUAAUGGUUUUUGCAAAACUUCCGUCCAACUAUGACUCAGAAUUCAAUAAUGGUGCGGUUGCUUCUACUACAGGCCUCUAGUAGCUGAUUAUAAGAAACACGAAAUGCUUAGUGUUUUAAAGUAUUUACAUAUUUGGACGCAAUUUCAGUUACAUAGAUGAGUGAUCUUAGGGCAAUAAUCUUGAUUGAUAUGUGAGAGCGAAACUUUUAGGAGACUCGAGGGAGUUGAGUGAUUAUAACUGUUUAGUUAUAGGUAGUAGAAUAGUCUUUCGCAGGACAUCCAAAGUGGAACUACCCAGUUGUAGAAUGCAUACGCUGCAAAGACCUGACUCUGUAAUUUUUGGAGGGAGGAAUGCCCAAACAAGUAUCAGCAAUCAGAUUUUGAUCUAUCUCCAACUGCAAGAAGCAAAAGAUUUCCUCCUUUUAUGCCUUGCCCACCUUUAUUUAUGCGGUUGCAUCAAGCGGAAUCUCAAACAACAUGGACAGCUUUGUCUUUUGUCUAUCUUAUUUCGUCUAGCUUGGACUGUAAGAGUUUGGAGCCUGUUUUGAUGUUGUUGAAGCUUCAUAUGGGUGGGAUAUCCUUUUUGCAUAUACCAUAGAACUCCAUUUGUUUCUUUGUUGGAGAGCAAGAAGAAUUGCUUCGAUGCUAGUUUGGCUCACAGACAAUGACUCUCCUGUAUUGACGCCGGUUUUUCCUUCCUAUUUCCAACCUUCUUUUGGUCUAGGUUGGAAGGUAACCCCGCUGCAAACAUUCUAUGAGAUAAGGUUUUUUUAACCUAGUCCCUGCAGUUGGUAGAGAAGACAACCCUGCUGCAACCCUUCUAUGAGAUGAAGUUUUUUAACCUAGUCCCUGGAGUAGUGUGAAUGUUCAAUUUGGUAGUGAACAUAGUUCACUUUCGAGUGACGUAGUUAUUAGCGAGAAAAGUGUUAUAUGUUUAUCCAAGGGAAUUUAUCAAGGUGCAGAAGGUGCCAGAUGAUAUGGUGCAUUUGUAUAUUUGGUUAGUUAUGGUUCCUCGAGGAGUCAAUGCUGAACUGCAUUUUAAGGUUGGAGUUUCUAUUGGUUGGUUCCACUAUAGUUGGAUUUGGUUCUAGGAGUUCUUCAAGGAGUCAAGUGAUCGAUCAAUGCUAACUGUAUUUACUGCUGGAGGCUGUGAAGAACCCCAGUGUUAUCUUGUAAUAUGUGGAAUUCUUGUAUAACACUUGUUUUGAUGUGUUCCUCUCUUGGAGUAGUGCUGAUUGGAGCUUCAUAAUACAAUUUUGUGUUGCUGAUUGCAAUUGGUCUGCGGCAGUAUAGAAGAAAGCAUUGAUGGGGUGACUAAAUAUGCCUUUAGAAGUUUUAGGAUUAUUUCUAAAUGUGUUCCUACAUGCAGGUCCUUAAGCUUACUUCCUGCUUCUAGAUAGUUGGUAUUCUUAUUUGAGGAUAGCUUGUAUCAUGGGUGAGGUGGCAGUGUUGCACUCUGAGCCUCUGCACUUUGAAUGCAAUGACAUCAAACAUGUGACUGAAGAAGAUGUUUAUCCACCAAAAUCAAAUCCAGAAUGCUUGCCUGGAGAAAAUUCAAGUCAAUCUAUAAAAGCAAAUCAUUUGCAAGAUAAAGGAUAUAUGGAAUACGGAUGCCAACACUACCGGAGAAGAUGCCAAAUCAGGGCCCCCUGUUGCAAUGAGAUUUUUGAUUGCCGCCAUUGUCACAAUGAGUCGAAAAAUGAUAUCAACAUAGAUUAUAAGCAUAGACAUGACAUGCCCCGACACCAAGUCAAACAGGUGAUAUGUUCACUUUGUGGCACUGAGCAAGAGGUUCAGCAAAACUGUAUUAAUUGUGGUGUUUGUAUGGGCAAGUACUUCUGUGAGACAUGCAAGCUCUUUGACGAUGAUAUAUCAAAGCAGCAGUACCAUUGUAAUGGCUGUGGAAUUUGCAGGACUGGUGGACACGAGAAUUUUUUCCAUUGUUAUAAGUGUGGUUGUUGCUAUUCAACUCUGCUGAAAAACAGUCACCCCUGUGUGGAAGGAGCUAUGCAUCAUGAUUGCCCCGUUUGCUUUGAGUAUUUGUUUGAAUCAAGAAAUGAUGUCAUUGUUAUGCCGUGCGGACAUACAAUUCAUAAAAGCUGUCUGAAUGAAAUGAGAGAACAUUACCAGUACGCAUGCCCUCUCUGUUCGAAGUCAGUCUGUGAUAUGUCAAAGGUUUGGGAGAAAUUGGACUUGGAGAUUGCUGCUACGCCAAUGCCUGACCCAUAUCAAAAUAAAAUGGUUUGGAUCUUGUGCAAUGACUGCGGGAAAACUUCUAAUGUUCGGUUUCAUUUUGUGGCACAAAAAUGCCUCAACUGCAAAUCCUACAACACCCGGCAGACGAGAGGCUGAGCAAUUGGCAUUAAAGUAUGGAUUGGUUUAAUGAAAAUUUCCAUUUCAUUUCACUUGAUUUAUUAUUGUGAAGGCGGUGAUACUCAAUGCUGUCCUCUCUCGGCUACAUCGACAUGUGCACUGCAUGCUUAAGACACAUUGAAUAAUGAUUCUUCAUUUUGAUUGUGUUAGGGAGUAAUGAGUUGGUUCAGCUAUAGUUAUGGGUUGGAACUAGUAGUUGAAAUUUCAUAGUGCUCAUUCAUGGAUUAAUCUAAUAUGUAAUCUUUUCAAUUAUUUUUAUUAUACAAAUUAGUUUUUUUUUAAAUAAAACGAGGUUUGUUCGUCAAAAUAAAAAUAAAAAA
This is a messenger RNA of Cicer arietinum (chickpea), 3502 nucleotides long. RefSeq names its product probable E3 ubiquitin-protein ligase RZFP34. Gene Ontology annotation, cellular component: nucleus. Gene Ontology annotation, molecular function: ubiquitin protein ligase activity; zinc ion binding. Gene Ontology annotation, biological process: protein ubiquitination; ubiquitin-dependent protein catabolic process. NCBI's taxonomy places the organism in Eukaryota, Viridiplantae, Streptophyta, Magnoliopsida, Fabales, Fabaceae. The record is from RefSeq and is a predicted model, not a curated record.